This is a messenger RNA of Pygocentrus nattereri (red-bellied piranha), 1081 nucleotides long. Its product is annotated as cytochrome c oxidase subunit 5B, mitochondrial. The transcript has 4 exons. Gene Ontology annotation, cellular component: mitochondrial envelope. The coding region runs from base 64 to 450 and encodes 128 amino acids. Gene Ontology annotation, biological process: mitochondrial electron transport, cytochrome c to oxygen. The record is from RefSeq and is a predicted model, not a curated record. Lineage: Eukaryota; Metazoa; Chordata; Actinopteri; Characiformes; Serrasalmidae.
CUCUAAGGGAAGUCAGUCAGAUAAGCUUCCCCAGCGAACUGACAGCGGAUCCCACUCUGCAGAAUGGCGGCCAGGCUUCUCCUCCGUACUGCGGUUCGAGCUGCUGUGACCAGCCGGGCUCUCCCGGCCCAGGCUCAGGCUCUGACUCGGGGAAUGGCGGCUGGAGGUAUCCCGACUGAUGAGGAGCAGGCCACUGGACUGGAAAAGAUUGUGCUGAGUGCUGCCAAAAAGGGGGCAGAUCCCUACAACAUCUUGAAACCUAAAGAAUUUGCAGGCACUAAGCAAGAUCCGCAUAUCGUGCCCUCCAUCUCUAACAAGAGAAUCGUUGGCUGUGUUUGUGAGGAGGAUAACACAGCUGUGGUGUGGUUCUGGCUGCACCAAGGAGAGGCUCAGCGCUGCCCAUCCUGUGGGGCUUACUACAAACUCGUCCCUCAUGAACUGCCCCAUUAAGUAGUGGCUGUUUUGCAUCAUUUAGGCAGCCUUAACAUGCUCAGUUUCAGUAAUUCCAUAGGCGUACAUACCUCUUAGCUGUUCCUUAUUCCAUAAAUAUCAGCAAGAAUUGCAAUAUACAGGAACUUGAAUAUGCCAAGACAUGGACCACUUUCCAGUUCCCUGUUCUGGAAACAGGAAUGUUGCAUUCCAGCUUGCUUAUGGCAUUUUUUUCCCUCUGCGUCGCACAAUUUAGGUUUAGUUUUUGAACACCUGAAACCAGCUCAUAAAUGACCAAGGACAGAUCUAAGAAGUAUAGGACAUUAUAUUUUACCUUGCAGUCUUGAACUACUUCCAUUCCCAUUUAAUGCAAUAAAUGUUCCAUUGUAGUGCAUAUUUUACCUCGUACUUGCAUACGAGGAAAAGAGCAUUCCUUUACAUACUACUCCUCUUAACAAAAGAUACUGUCCAUGUUCAGGUUGCCUCUGCUUUACUUUGUAGAUGACAUUGACAGCUGUAACUUUCCCUGUGUUGUGGGAUUCAUUACGUAAUAUUUUGCUUCACAGCGCUUGAAACAUGAAUAAUGUGCUUCAGUUUUAAAUGUUCUGUAUUUAUCUCUGAAGAUCCUUUACAAUAAAUGAAUCUUGUGUUA